CCAUUGAGGCCAAGGGCGACGUCGACGACGAUAUCGAGAUGGAGGAUGCCGACAGUCCCGCGCACAGGGAGGACGAGGAGAUGGACGUCGAUGCCGAGGGUGACCCUGACGGCGAUGACGAUGCGGAUGCGGAUGCGGAUGCGGAUGCCGACGCAGAUGCAGACGGCGAACUCGAUGAUAUGGAUGAGGAGACCCGACAGGAAGAGGAGUGGCGCAACCUGCUGCAACUUAUCAAAGACACGUCUGAGUACUUGUGUCGCUACACAAUCAAAGUCGACGGAGAGGACCACGAGAUCGCCUCGGGCUUCCAGCGUCUUGUCAACAAGCGCAGUCUCCCAGACUAUUUUGACGUGAUUAAGGAGCCAAUGGCUUUUAGCACCAUUCGGGCAAAACUCGGCAAGAAAACGUAUACUCGGUUCAACGAGUUUGUGCACGAUGUUACCCGCAUAUGCCACAAUGCGCAGGUAUACAACAGGCCCUCUGCACCCAUCUUCUCGGAUGCUGGCCGCCUGCUGGAAGUCUUUAAGGAGAAGCUUGCCGAGAUGGUCAAAGAGGGGGCCAUUUCUGCCGAAGAUGCUGCGCUUCCGGACCUCGGGCCUUUGCCCGAAUUCGAGGACUCGCCGGCCCCCGAAGACGACGAGGAAGAAGUAGAAGAGGAGGACGAGGAAGAGGAAGAAGACGAAGAGGACGAUGAUUCCGAUGACGAGGGCGGCCGCCGUCGGUCGGGAAGGCGCCGCCGGCAGUCAGGGGGUAGGAAAGGCGGGGAGGACGGCGAUAACGCGCAGAAGAGGCGCGGCAGACCGCCCAAGGUCUUUACGCCCCUGGAAGCCCGUAUUCAGGCCAUCUUGAAGGGUCUGCGCCGGUUCAAGAACGAGAGCGGCCAACUGCGCAUCCUCCACUUCGAGAGGCUCCCUGACAAGGCCGAGUUGCCAGACUACUACGACGCCAUCCGCAAUCCCAUUGCACUGGACACCAUCAAGAAGAAACACAAGCGCAAAAAGUACCAGUCCGUCGACCAGGCACUUUUGGACCUCCAGCUUAUGUUCGAGAACGCCAUACACUUCAACGAGGAGGGGAGCGAGGUUUAUCAGGAUGCUGUGGAGCUGGCAAACCAGGCUCGUCUGCUCGCCGAAGAGGAGAAGGCCAAGCCUGAUGAAGUCUUCCGAGACGAAGACGGGAGGCUGCCCAUGGAUAGUAUCGAGCAUCGCGGGGAGAUCUGGAAAGUGGGCGAUUGGGUCCACAUUCGAAACCCGAAUGAUCUGUCGAAGCCCAUUGUCGCCCAGAUCUACCGGACUUGGUCUGACGCGGCAGGCCAGAAGUGGGUAAAUGCGUGCUGGUACUACCGCCCCGAGCAGACAGUCCAUCGGUUUGACAAACACUUUUACGAAAAUGAGGUGGUCAAGACGGGCCAAUACCGCGACCACCGCAUCGACGAUGUUGAGGACCGCUGCUUCGUCAUGUUCAUCACCCGCUACCCUAGAGGCCGGCCGCGCGGGCUGCCGCUGGAUAAGUCGGUGUAUGUGUGCAAGGCCCGAUACAACGAGGAGAAGUUCAAGUUCAACGAGAUCAAGACUUGGACGAGCUGCUUGCCGGACGAGGUGCGUGAUAAGGAUUACGAGAUGGACCUGUUCGAUAUUCCGCGGAACCUGCGAAAGGUCCCGAGUCCAAUCAAGCAUCUGCUCCAGGCCGAUGCCAAAGAGACCGAUGACCUUCCGAAGCCGACCUGGAGAAGCCCGAACGCGCCGCCCCUGAUUGGAGCGGUGCAUCGUCGUCCUCGAGACCCGAAUGCAUCGCCUCCUCCAGAGCCGAAUCCACUGCCCGCUGCCGUUGCACCUGUGCCGCUCGCAAUUGCGCCCACUCAGGUCCCGAUCAAAGCCAACGUCGGUAUGGCAGGAACACCAACCUAUCACCAUCCCGUCGCCGCGGCCCCUGCACCUGCUCCGUCACCAUCUCAUUUCCAGAUGCAGCACUUUCAACCGCGACCUGUUCCACAGCCUGCUCCUCACCAAACACCAGUUCAUCUCCAACCGCAGCCACAGAUGGCCAUGCACGUGCCGCAACAUCCUGGCAUGGGACAAAUGCAGCCAAGCCCACACUUCCCACCACCCCAGGCGUACCCACCUCAAUAUGGAGGGCAGCCCCAAAUGGCUCCACAGCAGAUGCAAUACCAGACACCGGCCCACAUCGCGCCGGCUUUCGACCAGCAUCACCGACCGGUGCAUCCCGCACCUCAAGCCAUGACUCCAUCUCGCCAGCCCAUGGCGCCCGCGCCCAACAUGGCAACCAUGCCGCACGCCAACCCCGGCCACGUCUACAACGUCCCGCGCGCGCCCGAGGUGUACACACUCGCUGACCCCGUCGACGCGGCGAUCCCCGCCGACGUCCGCGCGCAGUUUCAGCGCGACGAGCAAGGGCGCGUCCUCUUCUUCACGGCGCCGCCCCUCGACCGCCCGACCAACGGCGUCGCCGAGCAGCACGCCGGGCUCGGCCACAGCGUCCGCCACCUGGCCUCCAUCAGCGAGCUCCGCGCCGAGCGUGCGCGCAAGCGCAAGGAGCGCGACGAGGCCCUCGCCCGCGAGCAGGAGGCCGACAAGAAGCUCGCCGCGCUCCGCGAGCGGGAGGCGCAGCACCGCGCCGAGGCCGAAGAGAAGAGCCAGGCCGACUUGCUCGAGAAAGUUCUGGUCGCCUGGGCCGCCGAGAUUGAUCGCGGCACCAAGGUUAUCGACGAUUCCCUGGGAGGGAUCGAGAACUGGGAUCGCAUGAUGGCGGAGGGCAGGGAGACUGCCAAGAACAUGACCAAGGAGGAGCGGCGCGUCAAGAACCUGGAGUGGUACCGUGACUGGUGCCGGGAGAGCGGCGCCAUGACCGAGGAGGAUGCGAAGAAGUUUGACGACUUGAUUCAGCGGAAGGGGUGGAAGGAGGAGUGGAAGAGGGAGGUGGAGAAGAGACGGGAAGCGUUGUGAACGUGUGGUAGUUUCCGUCUUCUACUCAUGUUCUUUUUUUCUUUCUUUAUUGGCUCGUUGGCUCACUUGGAACGGAUAGCGCUGGCAUGGGCUUGGCUGGGCUACGGCGUUGAUAACUACCUAUUGCUGUUGACUUGGUGUUGGGGCUGGGAGGAAAAUGUGCUCAGGAAUCCGGAACAGGGAUAUACCCCCUCUGCGCGGGCUGUUUCCAGGAGAAGGCCUACAACAGUCAAGAAAGAAACCUUUUGCUUGACAGGUUGGCACUUGUGUUAGGGGUGGGGGUAUGUACGAUUGCUGUAGGAAUGAGGAUUGCAAUUUAUGGAUAAUUAUCAGUUGGCGGUCGCCAUUGCCAUGUCCCUGCUGAGAGGUCUACCACUGGGGUAACACCGCAACACGAUGCUGCCCGGG
Chaetomium fimeti is the source of this 3371-nucleotide messenger RNA. RefSeq lists its product as uncharacterized. Gene Ontology annotation, molecular function: chromatin binding; protein binding. NCBI's taxonomy places the organism in Eukaryota, Fungi, Ascomycota, Sordariomycetes, Sordariales, Chaetomiaceae. The record is from RefSeq and is a predicted model, not a curated record. Bases 39 to 2963 code for a protein of 974 amino acids. The transcript has 5 exons. Gene Ontology annotation, cellular component: RSC-type complex. Gene Ontology annotation, biological process: transcription elongation by RNA polymerase II; chromatin remodeling.